AGCAGAUAAACAUCAAAUUUUCAUUUUUGGAUGAACUAUCCCUUUAAGUGCCUUUAAUACUUGUAUAUUUCUAUAUUUUUGCACAAUUGUUAGUUAUUGUAUGUAUUCGGUGUCACAUUUGCAAUGCAUUUCGUAAGUUGCUAUUAUUCACACUCAUAUAUCGCACACAGAAGCUUAAGUGAUGAUCGUAAAAACUGUAUAAUAUGUUCAAAUGGAAUCGCUUAAGCUGAAGGGAAAAUGAAGUAUUAUGUGUAUGUAUUGAAACAGUGAUUAAAAUCGAAGGGAAAUAUGACAUUGCGAUUCGACAGGAGGACCUACAAGGAGGUACUUUCAGAUUUCACUGAGCCAUUAAUAUCAUAUCUCUCCAUCCUUUCAAUCAACUGCAUGCUAUAUUUGUCAAAAUAUCUUACAACUUAACAAUUAACAAUCCAUUUUUUCAUUCAUUCAUACCAUAUAGUAAUUUUUGAAACAUAAAGGGGUAAACAUGAACCUUUAAUCUCAUUUUUUAAGAUAGACCAUUCUUUUAUUAAAACAUAUGCAUGAAUGUGAUGUCAACAUGACAUUGUCAUAUCCAAGGUAUGACAUAUCCAUGGACCCUUUUCAUCAAAAUCAAGAUUUAAGGCUAACAUUUAUAUGGAUGGAUACGAGAAAGUGUCCUGUAUCUGGUCACCAUUUCUUUGAAUUUUUUCCAUCAUUUUAAUCACCUCUUUGGCUUCAUUAAUUCAUUUUAAAUAGUCCUAGUUACACAUUAUUUUUUUAAAUAAAGAUAUUACAUGUAAUCUCUCAAUCAAUAUGAGGUUAUAUAAACUGCAUAUAUAAUAAAAUAUAUAAUUAGAAAAUAAAUAGCAAAAUGCUGUUUUUCAGAUUAAGUACAACAUGUCUUCCUAAAAGUAUUUCAUGCCAAAAGGAAAUUGAAUAAAUAGUGGCAAAAAUAAUAAUUUAGUUUAGAUAAUGUUACAUAUUAAGUGUGAACUUGCUAACCAGCUAACCAGUAAUCUUCCAAUGCCGAUUUACCAUAAUCGCCGCAUUUAACCCGAAACGUGUUCCUCAGAUUGAAUUUAACCACCAAAUAAAUGAGUGAAAUAAUCUGUAAAAUUAAUUUCAUCCAUCUAAAUUAAAUUAAUCCAAUUAAAUAAAGUUCAUCGUAUUAAGAUGUUUGUUUUUUCUGCAGUGUUGUCAAUUAAAAAUUUAAAUUAAAUUUACUGGGAUGUGACACACUGAAUUUUUGGCUAAAAUUUAUUUUCUUUCCCUUAAAAUACUCAAAUAUUCACAGAAUAUAUUUACAGAAUAUUCAGAGGAAAGUUCAAGUAAUCAAUGUAAUAUACCAUAUGCCUUUCAGUUCUUUCUCUACAGUAGCUUUGUUUGUCAGCAAACAAGUACUAUUUAUUUAUUUAUUUAGCCAAAAAUUCAUGUUGUCUGUUCAACAGUUAGCACUAAGUUCAGUGGUGGGGAAAGUUACUUAAAGUAAUGUGUUGUAAUAUUUUGUUACUCCCUAAAAAAAAAAAAAAAAAAACUAAUUGCGUUAGUUACUUUUUUGGGCAAAGUAAUGCAUUGGAUUACUUUUGCCUUACUUUUCUAUUAGUUCUAUUUUUGACAAAUGUAAAGGCCCUUUCACACCAAAAGUGAAAUUUAUAAGACUCUUGUACAGUAGAGGUCAAUAAAUGGGAAAACAAAGUAACUUGCGUUACUUAUUUGAAAAAGUAACUUAUUUUGUUGAAAAAAGUAAUCUGUUUGCAUAACUCAAGUUACUUGUAAUGCUCUACCCCCAACACUGGUUACUAACACACUGCAAAUAAGAGUGCAUAUGUAAAGUUGAUGAGGUUAAAAGCAUUUUGUAUAAAUAAAUAUCUGAUUUAUUCCUGUUUAGUGUAUGUUACAAUACCAGGUCCACCAAGCAAUGUGCAUGCUACAGAAAUAAACAAAACAUACAUUGUUCUGAGCUGGACACCACCUAGCCCUCGCGGACGGGCACCUGUGUGGUACCUCAUCGAGAAGUGUGUAGGUGACAGUCACAUCUGGCAGAGAGUCAACACUGCGGUCCAGCUACGAUCCCCCCGUUACCCUGUUUUCGAUAUGGAGGACAAGAAAUCUUACCGUUUCCGCAUAAUCACUGUCAACAAGUAUGGCUCAAGUGAGCCAUCAGAGCCCACAGCACCCAUCGAAAAGGUGGACCCUUAUGGUAUUGUUCCGAACAUUGGUAUGUAUGUUUAUGCUACCACAGCCUUCUGCUUUGCGAAAAGGAGAUCACUUCUCACUGAAAGUCUCCACAUUUUUGUUGUUUGGCUCACAUUUGCUGGGUGUUUUAGUUCCACCUUCACAUCCAUCCACCAUAUUAUGUUCACUUUCAGCACGGCAGACUUCCACUCCCAAUUAAAUCUGUAGGAAAAAUCUAAUGAUGUUUUCUUUUUUUUAAUUGUGUGUUUGGUUUGUGCAGGUGUCCCAUCUGCCCCGGGACAGGUGAUUGCUUCCAGAAACACCAAAACUUCUGCUUUUGUGCAGUGGGAGGCCC
This is a messenger RNA of Megalobrama amblycephala (Wuchang bream), 2509 nucleotides long. Its product is annotated as M-protein, striated muscle-like. Gene Ontology annotation, molecular function: protein binding. The transcript is spliced from 3 exons. The record is from RefSeq and is a predicted model, not a curated record. Lineage: Eukaryota; Metazoa; Chordata; Actinopteri; Cypriniformes; Xenocyprididae. Bases 1816 to 2382 code for a protein of 188 amino acids.